AUGCAUUGGCGGCAGUGCGUCGUUGUCCCGGGCGCGCAACAGCUGACAGGAGGCGCAGUUCCCCUUCCCCUCCGCUCCCCACGUCUCUCCCCCCGCCUUGCCGCGCUCCUCUCGCUCCCGCGCGCAGCCGCGAGCUGGUGCGUGCGCCUCGCCCCUCACACCACCUCUAAUCCAUUAUUUACGGACGGCCGACCGGUUUCAGCCGCGUUCUCGGCCUGCCGCUUCACGAUCGUUCAAAUUUAA
Molecule: messenger RNA, 243 nt
Organism: Pieris macdunnoughi
Lineage: Eukaryota; Metazoa; Arthropoda; Insecta; Lepidoptera; Pieridae
Source: the annotation of a GenBank genome assembly